Molecule: messenger RNA, 622 nt
Organism: Lycium barbarum (goji berry)
Lineage: Eukaryota; Viridiplantae; Streptophyta; Magnoliopsida; Solanales; Solanaceae
Exons: 2
Coding region: 105-461 (118 amino acids)
Source: RefSeq, a predicted model, not a curated record
CCCACCUUCCUUUCUCCAACGAAUCCGCAUAUUAUAUUUGAGUUUGUGAGAGGAACAUAAAGAGUUCCUUUCAAAUUUCUUCUCCCCUCCAAAAAAUAAAGAAAAUGGGAGCUUGUGCUAGUGCACCAAAGGACAUAAAGGCUGACGCCGCAGCAGCCCCGCUACCGGAGCAACCAAAGGAGGAGGAGACCACCACUACCACCACCGUCACCACGGAGGUGACGACCGUCGACAAGCAGGUUAAUGGAGAAGAUGGAGAAAAGAAGGUGGAUGAUGAGAAGGUAGCUGCGGAUAUUGACAAUUCCAAUUCUCUUGGAUCACUGCUCACUGAGAAUGAAGCAGCCAAGGAGUCAGUGAAAGAUGAGAAGAGCUCAGAAACCACAGACAAAAAACCAGAAGAAGCAAAGGUAUCAGAUGAAACUGAUGCUAAACAACCAGCUGGUGAAGAAAAAUCAACAUAGACUAAUCCAAGACAUGGUUUCAAGCACAACUUCAAUAUGGUUUCAAGCACAACUUCAAUAAUAUAAUGCCUAUGUUUUUUUGUUGGUUACUUUAGGUCAAGGAAAAAUUGUAGCAAAAACAUAUUGAUUGGACUUUUUGGGUGGACGGCACUUUGGUAUUU